Messenger RNA from Cherax quadricarinatus, 3218 nucleotides. It is a transcript of the gene Ipp, whose product is annotated as inositol polyphosphate 1-phosphatase. Gene Ontology annotation, molecular function: inositol-1,4-bisphosphate 1-phosphatase activity. NCBI's taxonomy places the organism in Eukaryota, Metazoa, Arthropoda, Malacostraca, Decapoda, Parastacidae. The record is from RefSeq and is a predicted model, not a curated record.
UUUUUUUCCUAGCCGAGCCUUGGGCAACAUAUCUUCCUCGUACCAUCGAGAAGUCAGGCUCGACACAGCUUGUGCUGUCAGUGGCCCUGAUAAACCCAACAAAGAAGAAGAAAGGACUAACCCUGACUGGUACAGACAUAAGGACAGUUGUUAUAAUGGCUGAAUUAAUCAAGAUCUUAUUGAAUUUCUCUGAACGGGCUGGAGAAAUUGCUCGAUCUAUUCGUCAGGAGCCUAAACUGUUCACUUUGCUGGUUGAAGAAAAGGGUGAAAAUGAAAAGAAUCAGCGAUUUACCCAUGACUUUAAAACAUUAGCAGAUGUAUUGAUUCAGGAGUCCCUCAGACACCAUCUUGUUCAAAUGAUUCCUAGUCUUGGUGAUCAUGUUCAUGGGGAAGAAAGUGCAGAGUUUACAAAUACUCUCGGAGAGAAAAUUAUUGUGAAGAUCUGUGACACACGGCAAGAAACUGCUACACUUCUUGCAAAAGUUUUAGAUGGCAAUCAGGAAGCAGCAGAGAUUUUGGCAAAUGUUGUACACACUGAUAUUAUCUGGAAGCCAGAACCAGAAUUAGAAGAAAUACCUAAUUUACCCAUAGAAAAUUUAGGUAUAUGGAUUGAUCCAGUUGAUUCUACUGGGGAGUAUGUGAAAGGUGAAAUUGGUACUUGCUGCAAUAAUAUAUACACUCAUGGUCUUCAAUGUGUUACCGUCCUUAUUGGCUUAUAUGACCGUUUAUCUGGCUUACCUGUUGGAGGUGUUAUCAAUCAACCGUUUGCUUUGUUUAAUGAAGAGAGCCAAAGGUGGCAGGGACAGGUUUAUUGGGGAGUGAGUCACGGUGGCAUUAACAUUCAUAAUGUGCCACUUAGAACGACCAGUCCACAAGAUGGACGUCCAAUACUUCUGAUGUCAUCGAGUGAAGAUAUAAAAUUGCAGGAAAAGCUAAACAAGAAAUUCAAUGUAAUAUAUGCCACAGGUGCUGGCUACAAGCUGCUAGUGGUAGCCCUAGGACUUGCAUCUGCUUGUGUGUCAUCAAAGGGAUCAACUUUCCGUUGGGAUACAGGAGCUCCUCAUGGGUUGCUGAGUGCCCAGGGUGGUGGUGUAAUUAUCUUUCAAAAAAUUUGUCAGCUUGCAGAACGGGGUAUUGAUGUUGAAAAUCUGAAAGAACUACAAAUCAGGUAUCAUAAAUCAAAUGAUAAUGUAACACAGCAUAAUUUGCAAUGGUGUAAUGAAGGUGGGCUUGUUGCAUACCAGGAUCCCAGUGUAUUAUCCACUAUCCUAGAAUGCCUUUAAAGAGUUAUUAUUGUAAAGAUUAAUGAAUAUCUUUCUCUUUAUUGCUAAUCCUGAACCAAAAUUUCUGAUAAGCACUUUACUUUUCUUACUACUCCUGAAACAGUUUAUAAAACAUUACGUUUCCUUUCACUCUUGAAGCAGUUUCUGAACCUUCCCUUUCCUUUCCUUUUACUCCUGAAAUAAAAUUUCUGAAUACCGUAUUACCUUUCUUUUCUUUCUACUCCUGAAAUAACCUUUCUAAAUCAUUAUGUUUUCUUCUGUCCCUGAAACAAAGUUUCCUUAACUGCUACAUUCCCAUUCUUUCUCUUCCUUAAACAUUUCUAGAGCAAGAAUCAAAUCCAGUUGUAGGUUCUUUCUAAUCAACCAUAAUUUGUGUUCAUAUCCUGAAUUUUUUUUAAACAUGCUGGCCAUCUUCCACUGAGGCAGUGUGACCUUAUAAACACUUUCACCAUCAUUCACAACUAUCACUAUCUUGCCAGAGGCACACAGAUUUUAUAUAUUAAUAUAUUCAUUAUAUAUUAUUUUUUUCUCAACACGUUGGCAGUCUCCCAAUGAGGCAAGGUGGCCUAGAAAAGAAACACUUUCACUAUCAUUCACACAUAAUCACUGUCUUUGCAGAGGCAUUCAGAUAUGACAAGUUAGAUGUCACUCCAAACAGCCAAUAUCCCAAACCCCUCCUUUAAAGUACAGGCAUUGUACUUCCCAACUACAGGAGGGCCCCUCUUAUACAGCAGGUUAGGUUCCGGACUACUGCCAUAAAGCGUAAAUCGCUGUAAAGUGACCCAUAGCCAUUUUAUUCAUUUUCAAAUGCUUAUAAAAGCCUGAUAUCAUGUUUACUCUUCAUAUAUUAAGUUAGCUAGGCCUAAAAAAUGCAUAUAAAGUACUUACCUUAAAACAUUUUCAUCCUUAGCUUAUAAUGAGUGGUGAAUAUAUUUAUUGUAGGAAAUCUGAAUAAAUGAAGAAUGGGUAUAAUUGAAAACUGCUGUAAAGCAAAGUGUUGUAAAGUGAAGUGCUGUAAAGCAGGGCCUACCUGUAUAUACAUACAUGAAUUAACUUGAAAGAUAUUUAUUUGUUUAUUAGAUUAUGACAUGGAGCAGAUUUUAUGUAACUCUUUGUUGGUUUGUGGCUGUUAUGCAGUGCUGAGAAGGGCAUUACAGGACUGUUUUAUGUACUCUUUAUAAUUUAUUAAGUUGAGGCUUCUCCAAGGAUAGUACUCAAUACAGAGAUUCAUGUAUUAACCCCUUAUAAAAAAUGUAUUACACCUGUAAUUAUUUAUUUGUAUUAUGUACUCUCUUAGGGAAUUAUAUUCAUAAUUUAUUUAGUUAUAAACAUUGUACAGCACAGGGUAUUUUAAUUCACUAUAUCAGUUGAUAUAGUGGUAUUCCUAUUUCUGACAUUCCUAUUUAUCAUCAUUUCCUAGAGAGAUACCUUGCAUCUUUGUGAGAGGUGUCAGGUCUUUUGGCAAUGCAAUAACUUUUGGUAGACUAUCGUAUUUACCAAAGAACAUGUUAAUUCAUUUCUAUCUUCUCCAUCAUCUUUAUGACCUAACUCUGGUUGCUGUCUUUUUGGAAAGUUCAACCUUUAAUGUAGACACAAUCUGUAAUUUCUUAAAUAAAACUGACUUUUGUCUAUAGCAUGUGAACCAGCCCUUCACCCUUUUUUUUUUUUUAUUCUCCUGAUGUCAACAUUCCUUCACCUUGUAGCACUGGAUAACCCUUAGGAGUUUAGUGCAAUUUUUUUGUAAAUGCAGUAUAGUAUAUUAAUGUUCUACCAGCACCAAAGUCCAUCAUGAGGGGAGUAAAACUUACUCUGUUCUCCAAUUUAUUCAGUAAUUCUACCUUUUCAAUUAUUAAUGAAUUUCACUUGCUUGUCACAAAGACAUGAGAUGGACUGGCACUGCCAGUAGCACCUGUAUUACUGUUGGGGGCCUAAAGU